This is a messenger RNA of Caenorhabditis elegans, 432 nucleotides long. RefSeq names its product transcellular chaperone signaling (x)cross tissue (gene txt-17). The transcript has 2 exons. Lineage: Eukaryota; Metazoa; Nematoda; Chromadorea; Rhabditida; Rhabditidae. The record is from RefSeq and is marked reviewed. Bases 4 to 351 code for a protein of 115 amino acids.
AAAAUGUGCAAACUCUUCGUCGCCGUUGCACUUCUCGCUGUUGCCAUCUAUGCUGCUCCACCAGUACCACCAAGUGCCGAGGAGGUGAAAGCUCAACUUGUCGCCGCUGGGCUCUCGGAGACUUCUGCCGCAGGAAUCGUCGAGGUUGCCGAGAAGUACAAGACUCAACUCGAAGCUCUCAAGGAUAACAAGGACGAUAAGGAAGCAAUAAAGAAGGUUUUCGAGGAGAUCAAGACUGACACGGAUGCCUACAUCAAGACUCAACCAGAAGCUGAUCAGAAAGCUUAUGCCACCUAUAUCGAGUCUAAGAAGAAGGAAUUCGAGGGACACCACUCUACUCCAGCUCACUAAAUAUUUUCUGAUGUUGUUGCUCGAAAUGCACAUAUAUACAUUUUCCCUUGACUUUUUGUAUUGAAUGAAUCGAAUUUUCUG